Mizuhopecten yessoensis (Yesso scallop) is the source of this 952-nucleotide messenger RNA. RefSeq lists its product as uncharacterized. The record is from RefSeq and is a predicted model, not a curated record. The transcript is spliced from 4 exons. Lineage: Eukaryota; Metazoa; Mollusca; Bivalvia; Pectinida; Pectinidae. Bases 2 to 865 code for a protein of 287 amino acids.
UAUGUAUACUCUACUGUUCACGGUAUCAUGUAUGCUGGUUGUAGUGCAGGGUCUCUUCCAUUCUUGCAAGGAAAUAUAUGCUAACAACCCUCAUAGCGUAAGCGGUGUCUACGAGAUCAUGAACCGGAAGCAGGAGCCAUUCACGGUUUACUGUGAUUUCUACGCCGAUUACGGCUACACCUACGUUAUCAACACCACAUCAGUACAAGUCGACAUCGCCGAUCUGUAUACCUCCACGGCGCAUGCGAUGAUACGUCACAUUAACGUGGUGGGAAUUCAAAAAGAAUCGAAAAUGGAACAGAUUUCAACUUACAGCAAGAUCCCUCUAUCCUUCCAGUACAACACACAUGCUGGAUAUGCCAACCCAUACAACCACCAGCAGAUGGCGCCCUAUCUCUACUUGGGUUUCCUGCCGGUCAGUGUGGCGCAAAAUCGAAAUCAACAGGGGUACAGGGUAAAUGGUGUAGACUAUCUGUUCACAAACUGCGAUAGCAAUCCGAACAGCUACUUUGCUUUUUACUUUAACCAUAACGACCACCUGCCAAUCAAUUAUGGCAGAUGCUGUGACUCCACGUUAAUGCACGACUGGAUCACCCAUGCUCACGAUAUCCCAAAGCCUAGGUACUUGCCUCCAGAAUUUUUCUUUUUCUUUGAACUCCAUAUGGGCGGAUGUGGAGGGUACGCCAUCCCUCCAACGAUCAUUCACGACGUGCAAGGGGCGGCUUUGGGCCUCAGAUUCGACUACGAUAACCCGUGUGCACAUUCACCCUGUUUGAAUGGAGGUUCCUGUUUCCCCGAUGGUACUCACACCUUCUGUGAAUGUAGCGAGGGCUACAUAGGAACACACUGCGAGACUGCUGUUUGAUUCGAGAACCUUGCGCCCCGGACACGUUUUUUCGAAAUGUUCAACCGGUCCUGUUUGUUAUCAACAUGUCAAUAAUAGAUACAUAAU